GGCUUGCAUUUCCGAACGUGUACAUUUUUCGAAAACGGCGAUGUGCGAAUUGAUAAAAAUGAUGAAUUCCGUUGUCUUUCGGCUUUUUAUGGCCAUUUUGUUUGUGCUAUUGAUUAUAAACCCUAUUGUAAAUGGUCCUGUUUUGUCUGAGGCAGAGAAAACUGAGAUUAGUAAAGAUUGUUUUUUAAGAGGUGAGCAAUGUUUUUUUUUUGCUUAUUUGUGAAAUUGGGUGAUAAGCUUUGCAAUUAUUUUCCUUUACAGUUGGGCCAAGAAACAUCUCUUGUGUGUUUACUGACGAUCCGAUUCUUUAUAUGGUGAAAACCUACAUAGUGCUUGUGGAGGAUUUCUACAACCUCAGAAUUUUUCUAGUGAAAAUGCUCAGUAAAUUCCUAGAAUAUGCUUGUCAAUUUUACUGGAACACGAUAAAAUAUCUCAAGUCUUUACUGAUUAUCCAAAUGCUUUGGGUGUUUUAUGACAUUGCGAGGGUUUUAUUUGGUUCUUACUACGUUUACAGUACUUUUAUUCGACCAAGGUUAUUUUCCGUUCAGCUCAUUGAAAGGCAUCUAGACACAUUGGAAGACUUAGAAUCGAGUUUCUCUCUCUCUGAUUGCAGUCCUUCUAUUCGCUUCAUCUUUCCAGGAUCAAUAUCAACGCACAGCAUAAGUGAAUCUUUUGAUGCGUGGAGCAGAAUUGAAAGACCUCUUAUGUCUUCGACGAUUGAAAUAGAACAUUGCUCAAACGAUGAGCUUAAUAUGAAACAAGACCACGACUCAUCACAAUCUCAGAAUUUAUCACUUGGACAGUGUUCUGAUACUUGCCUUUCUUCUGGAAUCAGGAGAAUGGCGAAUGACAAAAUUACAUACAACUGUGAAGAUAGUUUGACAAGACUUUCUAGAAGUAUGCCAUCUUUGCAUAUUUCUGACAAUUCGAAAGGCAUGUCUUUGUUGUAUAAUUCUAUAAGCUGCUCCAGUAUUGCUUUGCCUACUCGUUCCAGUUUUGCAUUGGCUGGACCUCCUUAUACAUCCAGUUCGGACAGCGACAGUUAUAAGUCAGUGUCCUCAUUCAAAAGAAGUUCAAGCGCCUCCUCUAUAACCUCCGUGUGCAGCGACAUUACUGAUAUUGGCGAUCAAGCGACUUUCGUAUACGAUCAGUUAGCCGAAGUAGAAAAUCUCACCGAAGAAAUUGAUCAAGAAAUUGAUCCAUCUGAACCUAUCAUUUCUCAGAAAAGUGAGAAAUCUGACUCGACAGUUGUCUAUUCACUAUACAAGUAUCCUGUUCAUGGAUCGAUAACAUCCUCAGAUCCUCAGCAACCGUUAUUACAGCGUUGUCAACGUGAGUAUGUGUUUUUUCAAAGACCGACGUAUUACAGAGACGAGCCAGUCAGUGAUUGGCUAGCUAAACGUUUUCAUCCGAGUCCACCACCUUCAAAAAUCAAGUGUCAACAUUGCGUUAGAAUACGUAGACGGAAGGUAAAGCAGCUUCCUUGGAAGAAACGUAUUAUUGAGAAUAGACCCACUUUCAUGAACGAUAGCUUGUUUCUAAUCAACCGAUCGAGGACUGACGUCAUUUUAGAUGGUAUCCCGGAUGGCGUGGUGGAAAAUACCCCCUGUAAGCCCUGGGGAUCUAUGAUAGAACUUCAUCAUCCAUCAAAUUCCCACGUGUCAAGGAUUCAUUCCUCUCUGCCUAAUAUCACGAAAGAAUUUGUUUUUAAGAAUCACGUGGAUUUCAACGCGCGGAAUUUUGAGGAUUUUACAGCCCCUAAAGAUAGGCGCGAGUUUGACGUCAUUGAACGAUAUUGGUUGAGCAAGAGUGAGAUAGAGGAGCAAAAUGAGAAAAUGGAACAAGUCUUGAGAGCUAACGAAGUGAGGAGACAAGAAUCGAUUCAUCGGAUGCGUAGAUUUCUUCCUUCGUCAGAUGAGCUAAUUGAGGAGAUGCCUCUCCCAAUAAAGUUACCACCAACUCGUUUUCAAGAACUAAGACGGCAAGUUAAAAAUGAAAUUUUUGUUCCUAUUCUUUUUCAUGUCGGCAAAGAUUUAUUGUUAAGUGUAGCCUUUGACAUUUUUACAAAGGCUGUAGGGUGACUUUGUGAUUUUCCGAAAUAUUUGUAUAAAGUAGUUUGAUAAAAAUUUAUAAUUAUGUUUUAGAAUAAAUUAAUUAAUUUAUCAAUAAUAAA
This is a messenger RNA of Xenia sp. Carnegie-2017, 2173 nucleotides long. RefSeq lists its product as uncharacterized. The record is from RefSeq and is a predicted model, not a curated record. The coding region runs from base 312 to 2081 and encodes 589 amino acids. The transcript is spliced from 8 exons. Lineage: Eukaryota; Metazoa; Cnidaria; Anthozoa; Malacalcyonacea; Xeniidae.